Molecule: messenger RNA, 1457 nt
Organism: Aethina tumida (small hive beetle)
Lineage: Eukaryota; Metazoa; Arthropoda; Insecta; Coleoptera; Nitidulidae
Product: septin-2
Exons: 8
Coding region: 167-1288 (373 amino acids)
Biological process (GO): regulation of exocytosis; cytoskeleton-dependent cytokinesis
Cellular component (GO): microtubule cytoskeleton; septin ring; synaptic vesicle
Molecular function (GO): molecular adaptor activity; GTPase activity; GTP binding
Source: RefSeq, a predicted model, not a curated record
UCACACAUCGACGCCAGGCCGUCCGAAAACGACGCAAAGUGGCGAGUGUGCGUGCGAAAUUCAAAAAGCGACGUAUCGAUCCGUUUUCCCGGUGCUACACCCACAACCACAACACAAGAACGACGAUCUCGACGAAACGGACGGGCCAUAGAAAGUGGAAUUUAAAAUGUCAGACCGAGACCGGGAUUACAUAGGAUUUGCAACGUUACCGGAUCAGGUGCACCGAAAAUCGGUUAAGAGAGGAUUUGACUUCACCCUGAUGGUGGUCGGGGAGUCCGGCUUGGGGAAAUCAACCCUAAUCAACAGCCUCUUCCUUGAGGAUCUGUAUAAGAAUCGCAUCGUACCCGAUGUCACCGAGAAAAUAAAAAAGACAACCUCAAUCGAAAAGAAAACCAUGGAGAUUGAGGAACGAGGAGUGAAACUAAGACUGACUGUCAUCGACACACCGGGCUUUGGAGACGCUGUGAAUUGCGAGGACAGCUGGAAAGUCUGCACGAAUUACAUCGAUGAACAGUUCAGACAGUAUUUCACUGACGAAAGUGGUCUAAAUCGUCGUAACAUUCAAGAUAAUCGUGUACACUGUUGUCUGUAUUUUAUUCCUCCUUGGGGACACAGUCUGAGACAGAUGGAUUUGGAGUUAAUGAAACGGUUACACAGAAAAGUCAACAUUGUGUUAGUGAUCGCAAAGGCAGACACGUUAACAACUUCAGAAGUCGCUAAGCUGAAGCAGAACAUCAUCAACGACAUUAGGGCCAACGACAUACAGAUGUACGAGUUUCCGGAAUGUGACAGCGACGAGGACGACGAGUUCAAGCAACAAGACAAAGAACUGAAGGCGAGCGUGCCGUUUGCGGUCGUCGGCAGCAACACCACCUUGGAAGUUGCCGGCAGAAAAGUCAGAGGUCGACAGUACCCCUGGGGGGUUGUGGAUGUGGAAAAUCCAAAGCACAGCGACUUCAUAAAACUGAGAACGAUGCUCAUCUCCACCCACAUGCAAGAUUUGAAAGACGUGACCGAGGACGUGCACUAUGAGAACUUCCGAGCACAGUGCAUCUCGCAGAUUUCGCAGCACGCACGCGAAAGGGGUAACUUUUCCAGGAACUCUUUCAGGAAGCUGAAGCGCGACUCGAACCCCUACGAUUCGGAUAUAUCGGACACUGAUCGACUGCUUCUCCAAAAGGAUGAAGAAAUACGGAGGAUGCAGGAGAUGCUGAAUAAGAUGCAGGAGAAGUUAAAGGUGAACGCUCAAGAUACGGCAAAGAAACACGACAGUAUUAUUGAUGUUUAGACAAAAACGAAUUGAUGUUAGAAGGUGUAAUCACAAUAAUUCAAUGUAAUAAGUACCAAAGAAGAAGUAAACUAGUUGAAGAGUUUUUUUCAUAUUUAUAAUCGAUAUUAGUUAUAAUUUAUUAUGUUAUUUAAUAAAAUUGAACGUUUUGCAAAGGCUGUUUUAUUUU